UACUUUUUACCCGUAUAUCUCAAUGGAUUCAAAGAAGGUUUCGAUUUCUAAAAAAGAAUACGAUUUUUUUAUUAAUGAAGCAAGGCCGACACCAACGGAGUUUUUCAAAAAGUUCAAUUGCACGUCGAAGAAAACGGCCGUGUCAAUUUGGUACUCCGCUCUCAGGGAGGUCCUCAAAAUUCGUGAUGAUCUCAAGCUUGUUAAUAUCGAGCAAAACUACAAAGAUGGUAAAUACAAACAAGCUAUUGAUGAUUAUUUUAAAACAAGCGUUCUUGAGAAGGAAAAGACGUAUGUUGAUAAGACAUUAACAAAAAAAACAAGUAAAGCAAUCCGAAGUCGCAUAGAUGAUCUCCUUCCGGAGGAAACUGGCUCGAAGAAACCUCGCCUCAUGGAGUCGCAACAGAAUGAUGAUAGUUCGAUAUUAAUGUCAGCGGACCCGAAAAUAAAACAAGAGUUUCCCGGUUCGUGUUCAUCAACAUCUGGUCCGUCUUCCAAACCUCAUCUUGAAGAAGAUAUCGAGUCCAAAUAUUACGAUGCCGGAAAACGUCAUAAAAUUCUAUAUUCAUGGAAAGAUGCCAUUGGUAAUAUUGAUAUUAGAGACGCUUCGAAAAAGGAUUGGAUUUUCGAAAACCACAAUCUCUCCAACGAUUUUCGAAAUUUUCAACAAAAAACAAUUAAACAAGUCAAGGAAAAUUCGUAUUUAUGUUUUAAAAAAGAUUUUCAUAAAAUUCUAUGCUUAUCAAAUAUAAUGCUGGUUGAACAAAAAAAACCAUCGUAUUUGACUUGUGAUCAAGCGAUUUGGAGCACAAUUUGUCGAAGACAAACAUCUCCGGUUCUGUCAUUAGUAAUUACGACUGUAAUUUCAGAAUAUUCUUCGUUGUUAAAUUGUUUCGCAUCACUAGACGAAAUUGAAGAUAGGUGGUGUGCAAAUUUCGCAAAAGUUACAGAGUUAAAUAACGAAGAUAGGGCGAACUUUUGCAAAUGUCAGAUUAUCUUACGAAACUUUUUUCUACUAGAUUCUAUUAAUAAAAACAAUGAAGACACUUUUGUCCACAGCACUUUACAUGACUUAAUCAAUGAGAUGUUUCGCGACCCAUUAUUGGAAUUAGUAUGGGCGAAUAGCGAGAGUACUGCAUCGAAAAGGCAACGUUCCAACGACAAGGAAAACACAGUCAAAGGUAACAAACCCGACUUUAAGAUUCUGAAUAAUGACAGAGAUGAAAUUCUCUUUGGGGAGGUAAAACCAAAGGACUCAUCAUCUAUAUUGGUGAAAAAAGAUUUCAUCAAACUCGGUGACUUCCAAGUGGCUACUUUGAACGAAAUAAUCAAGAAACACGGAAACAAGAAUGGCUUGAUUUCCUUCGGCAUAUGGGUUACUGGUGCGCGCAUUCGUUUUUACGAAAUGGAUUUGAGCUAUGACGGUAUAUAUAGGAUGGUAUUAGUUUCUAAUGUAGUUAUCCCGACGGAACGGGCGCAGUUCUUAAACUUGAUGACAGUUUUAGAAGCGUUUUUUAAUAUCAAACGACGUAUUUCUGAGGUUAUAACGGUAAUAGCUUCUAACACCCCGCCUAAUUCCCCAUCACGUUCUACCUAUGGCAGGGUACCUACCUCUUCGCCAAAACCUGUAAAGGUUACAAUUUCUGGUUUACAACCAAAUUAAUUCUGCCUUGAUUCCCUUAGUACAUUUAUACAAAAAACCUGUUCAUUCCAAAUACUGUAACUGGAUCAAAAAUUGUAAACCAGUAAAAUCAUUUUUUUUUAGUAAAAACCUUUUCCUCUUUAUUUUAAUUCUUAUAACAUUUAUUCUUUACUAUGUUAAAGCUGGUUCUUUUAUUUCUUUUAUUUUACUAUGAAAGAAAAAAAAAUAGAGAAAGAGAAAAAUCAGAUACUAAUUAGACCGGUUAUCAAACACAAAAAAAAUGUUUCCAUCUAUAUAAUGUCCAGUUUAUUAUAAGUUAUAAUCACCCAAACAAUCAAAUAAAAAUGAAUCUGAUAUUUUAUU
Messenger RNA from Rhizophagus irregularis DAOM 181602=DAOM 197198, 2002 nucleotides. RefSeq lists its product as uncharacterized. NCBI's taxonomy places the organism in Eukaryota, Fungi, Glomeromycota, Glomeromycetes, Glomerales, Glomeraceae. The record is from RefSeq and is a predicted model, not a curated record.